Messenger RNA from Cladocopium goreaui, 6191 nucleotides. The record is from the annotation of a GenBank genome assembly. NCBI's taxonomy places the organism in Eukaryota, Dinophyceae, Suessiales, Symbiodiniaceae.
AUGAAUGAGAUGCAGCAGAUCAAAGAGGCUUUGCUUGCGAUGCUGCCGGAAAAGUCACCUUCGUUUGGAGGAGAGGACUUCAAGUUCUACAUUGAAACAGUGAUGCACAUGGUAAACGUCACCAUGCGUGCGUCGCUCGAUGAGCAAUUCCAGGCUGACAAGGCCUUGGCAGCCAAUGCCUUUGGCCACUUCGAGACCUGCAAGAAGAUUCUGGUCACAGGCCUUUCGUGGCCCAACGCUAUCUUGGAGGGUGGCAGUCACGGGGAUGAGACCUAUAGUGGCCUCUGGGUCUACCAAAAGGCACACAAGGUCUGCCGCGAUGUCCAGAAUCAAAAGAAGAAGAUCUACGAUGACUGCGUAGAUGAGGAAAAGCGUGUUGAGGAGGAUUCCCAGAAAGACUGCAAGGCCAAGCUGGAGGCUUGCAAGCCGAGGGCUGGCGGUGGCCGAGGGGAGUAUAGAAAUACCACCAAGGAGUGCGACAUGCGACAGGACAGCUUAGAUGCCUUGUCGUGUCAGCAAGCCCUUGGGCGACAUGAGAGGUGUGGGGACUACGACCAUUGCUAUGGAGAAGCAGAGUACGACUUGAAAGCCAUGAAGAUUUCCUUCUGUGGUCAACAUGGCAAGGAGGGUGCCCUGGAUGAGGAGUUGGAGCAAAUCGAGCAGAUCGGUUGCGUCAUCACCGCGUUGACCUCCUCAGAUCCCAAUCGGAAGGCCGCACAGUGCUUGAUGAAUGCCACGAAGCGAGAUGGAACUUUUACCUUCGCAGAGUGUAAGAAGGACAAGCCGGAAAAGGAUGAGACGCAAAACUGCGGAAAUCAUCUGAAACCCUUGGAAGACGCAGACAUGGCGGGAACCGGCCCCUACGAGGAGAAGUACUACAAGGGCUAUCCCAUGGGCAACGCCACGAAUCCGGACCACCUUCCUGCGGUGAAUGUCAAGGCUUGCGUGGCUCCCUGCUGCAUCAAAGCCGCCGCCGCGGGCGAAGGCAAGCAGCGCGUGGCGCGACGCAACGCGGCAAACCUUACCGACAUCCACAACUUGAAGGAGAAAUGCAUCACACCCAACAGGACGGAUGAUGGCUACAUCGUGUAUGAAGGCUCCCUCUUCAUCAAGCACUUCCACGUGCAAGCGCAAUGUGCUGAAGGUUACAAGGGCAAGGCCAUGAUCACUCCCUGCAGCAAAUCGGGUCAGCCCUACAAGAUCUCUGGCUGCACUCCGAAGCUGUGCUUAACACCACCGGAACUGGAGAAGCAGGACUACCAGGUGUCGGAGCACUCGUUGGAGAUGCGAUUCUUCAGCGUGAUGGCGCAGUGCAAAGGGUUGGGCAAAGCUGUGGUGAAGCAAUGCAAGAGUGACAUGGAGCCCUAUGUGAUUUUCGGAUGCCUGCCAUUCACCUGCACCACCAACAAGACCAGCGCGGAUGACGGAUAUCAAGUGUUUGAAGCCUCCAAGCGAUUGGACUCGUGGGACGUCACGGCCACUUGUGCUCCUGGUUUCGAGGGGACGGCCAAGGUGAACAAGUGCGAGAAGCCCUUGACGGCCUACACCUUGUCCGGAUGCAGCCCCAUUAAGUGCGCCAUGGCGGUUCAUGAGGAGCUUCGAGACUACGAUGUGACCGUCACGGACAUGCACGUCCCCACCUUUUCGGUGGAUGUGAAAUGCAAAGGCGUAGCCGAAGCCGGAGUGGUGCCAGCGGCUGUUCCCUGCUUCAAGAGCAACGAGCCGUUCAAGUUGAAGAACUGCAAGCCGAUGGAAUGCACAUCUCCUCGCGCUAGCAUGGAAGAUGGCUACAUUGUGUACGAAGCCUCCAGGCGGAUGGAGAAGUUCGACGUCAAGGCUAGCUGUGCCAAGGGCUACAAGGGUACGGCCAUCGUUGAGAUUUGCACUGAGCCCGGGGGACCCUACCUGCUCAGCGGCUGUGGUGCCAAACGCUGCAUAGCGCCGGAAGCAAAGGCCAUGAAGUACUACAAGUUGGAGGUGCUGUCCAGGGAGCUACCCAGCUUCAACGUGGGCGCCAGCUGUGCUGAAGGAGCCUCUGGUGUGCCACAGGUGACUCCCUGCCGCAAGGAUGGGGGCACCUUCAGCCUUUCGGGCUGCGAGCCGGAUGCCUGCAGGUCCUUCCCUGUCGAUGACUUCAAGUCGGGCUAUGUCGUGUUCGAGGAAUCCCUGCUGUUGGAGGACUUCAACGCUGUUCGGAAAUUCCGAAACUGCACCGAACUGCAGGAUGGAUUUGAGGAUACCAACUUUUUUACAUGUCUUUUUCUGGGUUGGUUUCUAACAUCAAAUCAACCGGCCGUGCUUUCAGCUGGCAGUUGGCUCAAGCUCCGUGGCGUUUCUUCCUUCUCCCCACGCCACGCCAUGACACGUCCCUCCAAGCAGUCCGAACCGUGCGAGCUCAGCGAGCUUAGCCCCGAGCUCAGCCCCGAGCUUAGCCCCGAGCUUAGCCCCGAGCUCAGCCCCGAGCUUAGCCCCGAGCUUAGCCCCGAGCUAGCGGAGUGGCUCCACAAGAGCUCAGCCUCAGAGGAGCACAUCGCAGCCCUAGAGCUGCAGGAACGCUCCGCGAGCUGCGCCGGCAUGUCGGUCUCAAAGGGAUGUCCGGAGGCCGUGUGCGAGCUGACCCUGAUCAUCGAAGAGAUCUUUGCAACUUUGGAUAAGUUCCAUGCUGCGCCAGGUUGGGUGCGGCUCAGUGCGUUGCUGCAAGGGGGUGCGCUUCUGGAGUCCCUCAGCUUCAGCGCGGUGGCAUCGCUGCUGUCCGAAGCGGAGCGCAAGACCACGCUGACGGCACUGGCGGCGCUGGCGUUGAAGUUUUCGUCCACUGAACUGGCGCAGCAUUUGACCAGAUUCCCCCGAAAUGCAGUGCAGAGGCAGAUGCUGCUGUAUUGCCAACAUUUGCACUGUGAGAUCGGUCCUUCGGUGGAAGCCUGGCUUAGCAUCUAUGAGACUCGGCUGCGGGAGAAGCGGCCCAAGGCAUCUCUGGCGGCACAGUGGAUCAGUGAGGCGAGCCGCUCUUCGGUGGCACUGAUGAUGCAGAAGGGCCAGAAUGAGGUUCCGCGGAAGUUCAGUCUGAUCCACUUCGUGCACAACUACACGCGUUGCCUGAAAGUCUGCAAAGGCCGUUUGGGCGGUUCAAAAAAGCUCGAGCGCCAUGAGUUGCUUUGGGUCGUAGGCUGUGAGAGUUUCGAAGCACUGCUGGGGAUGACCUCGGUCCCAAAAGCUUGUAGCAACAGGAGACUGCCAGCAGGCAGUGCUGAAUCCAAGUCCGCCUGUGGCGCUGCAGAUCCCAGACCCAAUUUCUUGAACACUGACGACUGGAUGGCCCCACGCGGCAUGCCGCUCAGUGCUGGCUGGUUUGGGGCCACCCUUCCUCUGCUGUACCCGGUACCCCGCACUGAGAAGGAUGUGCCUUACACCUUGACGGGCUGCGUUCCUACUACCUGCACCUUGCCCAGCGCUGAGGCGGCCUAUGACUACGACUAUGUUCCCCAGAGCUUGUUCAAACCCAGCUUUAGCGUGUUGGUGAAGUGCAAGAGUGGCGAGGGUCAAGGCCUGGCUACGGAGUGUGCCGCAGAUGGUGAGCCCUUCACGCUCUCCGGCUGCGUGCCGAUUCCAUGCCUGUCAUCCACCAAGGCCCAAGACACGGGCUACGUGGUGGUCGAAGAUUCUUUGAACCCCAAGGAGUUCAAGGUCACUGCCAGCUGUCAGGAAGGUUACAUGGGCCGGGCGAAGGCCAGCGUGUGCCCCAAGGGCGGCUACGACUACAGCCUCAGCGGCUGCACGCCCAAGAAAUGCACAGCACCCAGCGCGAAGAGCCUCCAUGCCUACGAGGUCACAGAGACGAGUUUGGAAGUGCCAAGCUUCAACGUCUCGUUGAAAUGCAAGGGCAAACCUGCCGGGGAAGCCGGGGAAGGAGGCAAACCCAAGGCUACCGUCUGCCAAGAGAACGAAGAGAUCUAUGCUGUGGAAGGCUGUGCUCCGCUGGAAUGUGCCACCAUGCCUCGGGCAAACCAGACAGGCUACAAAUUGCUGGAAGAUUCCUUGGAAAUUUUGGAAUUCAACGUGGAAGCCGAAUGCGACCUGGGCUACCACGGGGAACCCAAGGCGGAAGUCUGCGAGGAGGAAGGAGGGAGCUACACUUUGUCCGGCUGCUCUCCAAUUGUGUGUGUGGAGCCUCCAGCAGAGGAGACCUACGAUUACAAUGUCACGGUGAAAUCCUUGCAGCUCCCCAGCUUCGACGUCUCGGCCAGCUGCAAAAGUGGCGAGGGUCGCCCGAAGGUGGAGCCCUGUCGCGUGCAUGGCCAAGCCUUUCACGUGAGCGGCUGCAAGCCUCAGGCCUGCCUCUCCCCACGCAAGAGCGUGGAGCAUGGCUACGUGGUGUACGAGUCCUUUCUCUCCUGGGCCGAUUUCGAUGUUGUGGCGCAGUGUGCGGAGGGCUAUCAUGGCAAGGCGGUGGUGCAGAAGUGCCAGAAGGGAGGAGAACCUUACACCCUCUCGGGCUGUUCUGCCUUCACGUGCAGCGAGCCCAAACACGUGCCACAUCGAUAUCAGUAUCACGUCUACUCCUUGGCCACGCCCAGCUUUAGCGUCGCAGUGCGCUGCCGUGGGCACAACUCCAGUGUGCCCAAGGCCAUUCCUUGCAAGAAGGAGGGCGAAGCCUUUACCCUGUCAGGCUGUUUGCCAUUGGAGUGCACAUCUCCUUUGAACACGACAGCAGCUUUGGGCUACGUGGUGCAAGAGAUCUCGCGCACGUCUGACAGCUUCCAUGUGACAGCCAAAUGCGCAGAGGGUUACAUCGGAAAAGCUAAGGUGGACAUGUGCACCAAGCCGGACACGGCCUACAAACUCUCAGGCUGCCGGCCAAUGGUGUGCGUCGCACCCAAGGAGAUUGAGACCUAUAGCUACGAUUUGACGGAGGGCUCCUUGGAGGUGCCGAGCUUCAGCGUGACGACCCGCUGCAAGACCAAGGCGCUCACGGGGCAAACGCCCAAGGCAAUGCCCUGCACGCAGGAUGGAGACACCUACACCCUGGAAGGAUGUUAUCCUGCUAGCUGCACCUCUCCACACAAAGAGGCCGAGGAUGGCUACAUGGUGUAUGAGGGCAACAAGCUGAUGACCCGUUUCGACGUGACGGCCACGUGUGGAGACGCCUAUGAAGGGGUGGCGCAGGUGUCUAUGUGCAAGGAGCCUGGGGAGCCGUAUCAACUGAGUGGCUGCUUCCCUGGAAACUGCACCGUUCCCAGCAAGAAGUAUUCAGAGGCUUACAACCUCACGGUCUACUCCCUGCAACGUCCCAAGUUCAGCGUCACCGCGCAGUGCGCCUUUGCGCCGCACCUCUUUGGCCAGGCGGUGCCCUGCAAGGCGGACCAGGAGCCGUUUACGCUGCGGGGCUGUCCCCUGGGCGAGUGCAAGGCACCGGACAAGGCGAAAUUGGAUGCCGGCUAUGUUGUGUACGAGGCCAACCGACGCUUGGGCACCUUCAACGUGUCCGCCCAGUGCGCCGAUGGCUACCGCGGCGUGGCAGUGGUUGAGGAGUGCUCGGGACACGGAGAGGAAUACAAGUUGAGCGGCUGCAAACCCGAGAAAUGCCUGGAGCCAAGCGAGGCUGAAAAGGAAGCCUACAACCUCACCAUCUACAGUACCGAGCGGCCGGGCUUCAGCAUCACAGCGGCCUGUCGCUUCACGGGGGGCUAUGGCAGAGCAGUGCCCUGUACCGAGGACGGAGGGACCUACACCUUGGAGGGCUGCUACCUGGGCUCCUGCACUUCUCCCAGAGCCCAAGCCGAAGCCGGCUAUGUGGUGUUUGAAGCCAACAAGAAGAUCGAAAACUUCACCAUCCACGCCAAGUGUGCCGAGGGAUACAAAGGCGUAGCGGAGGUGACGAAGUGCAAGAGCAACAACGAGACCUACUCCUUGAGUGGCUGCAGUCCAGAGGUCUGCGCUGAACCAGGGGAGGCUGAGAAGGAGGCGUAUGACCUCACGGUCUAUUCCCUGGAACGGCCCAGUUUUAGCGUCUCUGCGAAGUGCAAAUAUGGCGGCUGUGCGGUGAACGUCACUGCCUGCAGUGGAGAUGGGAUGCCCUACAUUCUCAAGGGCUGUAGCCCUGGAGGUGAUAUUACUCAGCAAGAUCCUGACAACGAGGUCCUUGAACCUUUGGACGGCUAAGACUCGAAAGACUCGAGGCUCGCAACGCGGCC